Molecule: messenger RNA, 2509 nt
Organism: Spirodela intermedia
Lineage: Eukaryota; Viridiplantae; Streptophyta; Magnoliopsida; Alismatales; Araceae
Source: the annotation of a GenBank genome assembly
AUGUUGGCGCUCUGCAAGUUCCUGCGAGAGAAGUACAGCCUCGCCGCGGUGAGUGUUCUCCUCUGAAGUAUCUGUAGAAGCGUAUACAUGGGAUUCUGUCUUUCCACGAGAGGAAAGAGUUCAGGGGUUCAAGUUUUCUCCACUCCGAUGUGAGCAGUUCACGGAUCUGGUUAGGUGCCCAGAUCCUCUCCGAGCUUUCUGCCUGUUCAUAACCCUGGUGAUGUCUCUGUUUUCAUACCCCGACAGAAAUUCAACCUUAAGUUACGUUGAUGGGGGAGAGCAAUGUCAACUUUUCCUGUUACGAUCGUGUCUUUGAUUCUCCCUUGAUGCUCAUUUCCAUUUCUAGAUGUCCUCUUUCCAAAGUAUGGGCUGGUCACUUGUUCUUCAAAUAAAUUAUAGCCCAAUUGUUUCAGUCUUCCCUGCUGCUGUGUCUAAGUUUUUUCUUCUUUUUAUUUAUUUAUUUAUUGGUAUCUAUGUGCAGCUUAUUGUCUGCCACGAAAACUGUUUCUCUGAAGGUUGAGAUACCUUUCUCAUCAUUUCACUCAUCCUUAAAAGAAAAGAUGUUCGUAUUAAAUUGACAUGGUAAUGAAUUCAAUCCUUGUCAUUAUGACGAAGGAAAGAGUUCUGCGCUGAACCAGUGCGGCUAUCUAGUCUUGAGAUUCUUCCAGCUACUUUUCCUCAUGCCAAUAAAAUGCUCUCACGCCAGUUGAACUGGAAUGAUGCUUGGCGAUGGAGAAUCUCAGCACUCAGAAUCCUUGUCAUUGACUUUUGCUAUGACCCAUUAUAUGAUUCCAUACUAUUUCUGACAAUAGUUGCAUCGAUUAUCUUGGUCAAAUUAUUGAUCAUGUGUCAUGAUUCAGGUCACAAAUGAUAUUUUCACAAAGGAGGAUGCUGAAUUUUUGGUGAAGAAUGGGGCGCUCCCUGAGGAGAGAAUCCGUGCAGUUGAAACUGGUGGCUGUCCCCAUGCUGCGAUACGUGAAGAUAUAAGUAUCAAUUUGGGCCCAUUGGAGGAGUUGUCUAAUCUUUACAAGACGGACAUUCUUCUUUGUGAAUCAGGGGGAGGUGCUGUUCUAUUCUCACGACCCGCCUCAUCCAGAAAAUCGCAUUCUAACAAAUUUCCUCCGUACAAUCUACUUGUAAAAUCCUAUUAUUAGUGGGUCUGCAAGAACUUGUAAAAUUCGUCUUCGUUCUUGGUAUGAAUGCCGACGUAUAAGAUUUCAUCUCCCUUUUGAAGAUAUUAUUUUUUCAAUCAAGAUUUCUUCAAGUUAUUGUGACGAAUUUACAUCUCUGCCCCAUUUUUCCUCCUCACUUGGAAAAAAAGCAUCUGAUUUUUGUGCUCCGUUAUGUUCACUUCCUUAGAUUUUUGCCUCACCAGAUGAACGCCAUCAAUUGCGCCCCAUAUUAGUUUUGAUAAAUCUUCACCAGAUUUCUUUUUUUCCAUGCGGCAUAUGUUAUUUUUUUUAUUUCUUCUUGAAGAUGAGAUGCUUCCACGGUGGAGAUUUACUUUUUUGCAGUUCUUCAGUCACUCCAUGGUGCUUACCUUUCAUUGCUCCUCUGUGAUUCAGAUAACCUGGCCGCAAACUUCAGCAGAGAGCUGGCAGACUACAUCAUCUACAUCAUCGACGUCUCUGGAGGAGACAAAAUCCCCCGUAAGGGCGGCCCUGGCAUCACCCAGGCGGACCUUUUGGUAUGAGAAAUCUUCAAAGUUCUUGCCAUCUUUUGGUAAUCUCCAGUUUUUCAUUUUUUUGAUUUUUUUUCCCCCUCCUUUAAAUUCAAUAUUCGAUCUCGUGCUUUAUAAUUUUCCCCAAAAACACGGAUAAAUCGGAAUUCUAAAAAAGAAAAAAAAGAAACCCGUAUUUAGAGAAGAUUAAUUCACAGCACAUCUGGUGACAUAUCGUCAGGUGAUAAACAAGACGGACCUUGCAGCAGCAGUGGGGGCGGAUUUGGCGGUCAUGGAGCGGGAUGCUCUUCGGAUGCGGGAUGGAGGACCCUUCGUCUUCGCCCAGGUACGUGGCGGGAAUCAAUCAUUGAGGAGAAACUACCCUCAGAAAAUCCUGGGCCUUGCCCGAAAAUUUUCUUACUUUCUGUUCUUGCUGAAUUUAAAUUCAAACAUACUUCAUUCAGCUCAUAAUCCUGCGAUUAUUAAUUAUUAUCUAUAUAUAUAUAUAUAUAUAUAUAUAUAUAUAUUAUACACACACAGAGCUAUUAACAUCUCUACGCAACCCAUCUGGAUUCAUGAUUCUGUAUCCGCCCAGGAUUUAUUCAUAUAAUAUUUAUAUUUUUUUUCCCUGUGCGAUCCGCCGGAUUGAUUAUUCUGCAUGUACAGGAUUGCUUAUUUAUAAAAGUUUUCUACAUCUCGAGGUGGUCGAUCUGGAUUCAUUCAUUCAUUCAUUCAUCCGCAUGCUCUCCACCGGUGUUAUUCCAGGUCAAGCACGGGGUGGGCGUGGCUGAGAUCGUGGAUCACAUCCUGCAAUCCUGGGCGGCAGCGACGGGGAAGCAGCGCCGUUGA